AUGCAAGAAAAUAAAGAUCCACCACCGACCAAGUGGAAUAAAUGGCAAAGGAAACUUGAGCAUAGUGACUCACCCAUGCCAACUGAUGGUUCUCCACAGUCCACAUUGUAUUGGUUCAACGAAGAAUCAUGGGAUAGAUUCACUGAAUGGUCAAUCAAUCCAACAAAUUUAUGGAUUGGUCCUACAGCCUUUAAUAUGACCGUAGCUACAAGAGUAGGUCCUGAAAAAUGUCUUGGAGAUGAGCGAGUGAAAAAUUCUUUGAGGCAUUGGACACCAGACCAUGUUGCUUUCAUGCCCGCCUAUUUUUGCCUUCAAAUUGAAAAAGCAUACCUCAUCUUUACAAGUAACAAAAUAGGCUAUAUAUUAGGCGAUAUUCUUCUAGCUUACGGAAGAGGAGAACUUCCAUUUCAUGGGCGGACUAAUAAACUAUGGGGUGUCGACGUUGAUUGUCUCUACUUUCCUCUGUUUGUCGGAGCAAUGUUCAAUGCAUGUAAUCAUUGGAUAGCUGUAUGCGUCAAUUUCAUUGAGAAAACAGUUGAAGUAUUUGACUGCUUGCAGGGAAGAAAUAGGCAAUACGUGGAGAAGUUUGCUGUUAUGAUUCCUAGGAUAGUAAAAACUGUUGCACCACCUGUAAACAAAAAGUAUCUACUCCUGGAAAAGUAUUCUAUCGUAGAGGUACCUUUGAAGGCUAGAUUGAACAAGAGUUUAUGUGAUUGCGGGGCAUAUGCACUCAAACAUUUGGAAUGCCAAUUCCUUGGCCUUGACCUCAGUUUAGUGGAUGACGAAAUCAUCCAGGAUUGUCGUCAAAAGAUUGCUCUGGAUAUAUGGGAGGCUGCAAAAGAUCUCAUUUUAAUUGAGUUGAUGACACAAUAU
Molecule: messenger RNA, 873 nt
Organism: Eruca vesicaria subsp. sativa (arugula)
Lineage: Eukaryota; Viridiplantae; Streptophyta; Magnoliopsida; Brassicales; Brassicaceae
Source: the annotation of a GenBank genome assembly